Molecule: messenger RNA, 2671 nt
Organism: Talpa occidentalis (Iberian mole)
Lineage: Eukaryota; Metazoa; Chordata; Mammalia; Eulipotyphla; Talpidae
Gene: SEMA7A
Product: semaphorin 7A (John Milton Hagen blood group)
Exons: 14
Coding region: 1-2004 (667 amino acids)
Biological process (GO): semaphorin-plexin signaling pathway; positive regulation of macrophage cytokine production; negative regulation of axon extension involved in axon guidance
Cellular component (GO): external side of plasma membrane
Molecular function (GO): integrin binding; semaphorin receptor binding; chemorepellent activity
Source: RefSeq, a predicted model, not a curated record
AUGACACCGCCUCCGCCGGGAUGCGCCGCCCUCGGCGCCCGGCGCGCCCGCGCCUCCUGCUCGCCGGCCGGCGGGGCGCUCCCGCUGCGGCUGCUGCUGCUGCUGCUGCUCGGGGCGGCCGCCGCCACCCGGGGCCACCCGCGGAGCGCACCGCGCAUCGCCGCCGUCUGGAGAGGCCGAGCAGGACAGGACCGGGUCGACUUUGGCCUGACUGAACCGCACACGGUGCUUUUCCACGAGCCAGGCAGCUCCUCCGUGCUGGUGGGUGGACACGGCAAGGUCUACCUCUUCGACUUCCAGGAGGGCAAGAAUGCUUCUGUGCGCACGGUGAACAUUACCUCCACCAAAGGGUCCUGCCUGGACAAGCGGGACUGCGAGAACUACAUCACACUCCUGGAGAGGCAGGGGGAGGGACUGCUGGUCUGCGGGACCAACAACCGGCAUCCCAGCUGCUGGAGCCUGGUGAAUGGCACCGCGGAGCCACUCGGUGAGCGGAGAGGCUUUGCCCCCUUCAGCCCAGAUGAGAACUCCCUGGUUCUGUUUGAUGGGGACGAGGUGUACUCCACGAUCCGGAAGCAGGAAUACAAUGGGAAGAUCCCACGGUUCCGCCGCAUCCAGGGCGAAAUUGAGCUGUACACCAGCGACACGGUCAUGCAGAACCCGCAGUUCAUCAAGGCCACCAUUGUGCACCAAGACCAGUCCUACGAUGACAAGAUCUACUACUUCUUCCGGGAAGACAACCCUGACAAGAAUCCCGAGGCCCCUCUCAACGUGUCCCGCGUGGCCCAGCUGUGCAGGGGGGACCAGGGUGGGGAGAGCUCGCUGUCGGUCUCCAAGUGGAACACCUUUCUGAAAGCCAUGCUGGUGUGCAGCGACGCCACCUCCAACAAGAACUUCAACAGGCUGCAGGACGUGUUUCUGCUCCCUGACCCCAGCGGCCUGUGGCGGGACACCAGGGUCUAUGGCGUUUUCUCCAACCCCUGGAACUACUCGGCUGUCUGCGUGUACUCCCUCGGUGACAUAGACCAGGUCUUCCGCACCUCCUCCCUCAAGGGGUACCACUCGAGCCUUCCCAACCCUCGGCCUGGCCAGUGCCUCCCAAACCGGCAGCCAAUACCCACGGAGACCUUCCAGGUGGCCGACAGGCACCCCGAGGUGGCCCAAAGGGUGGAGCCCUUGGGGCCUCUGAAGACACCACUAUUCCACUCCAAAUACCACUACCAGAAAGUGGUUGUCCACCGCAUGCAUGCCAGCAAUGGGGAGACCUUCCAUGUGCUGUACCUAACCACAGACAGGGGCACCAUCCACAAGGUGGUGGAGUCAGGGGAGGGAGAGAGCAGCCUCGUCUUCAACAUCAUGGAGAUCCAGCCCUUCCGCCGCGCGGCCGCCAUCCAGGCCAUCUCUCUGGACCCCGACCGGCGGAAGCUGUAUGUGAGCUCCCAGUGGGAGGUGAGCCAGGUGCCCCUGGACCUGUGUGAGGUCUACCGGGGGGGCUGCCACGGCUGCCUCAUGGCCCGAGACCCCUACUGUGGCUGGGACCAGGGCCGCUGCGUCUCCAUCUACAGCGCCCAAGGCUCCAGGUCAUUGCUGCAGGCCAUUAACCCCGAGGAGCCACACAGAGAGUGCCCCAACCCAAAGCCAGACGCGGCCCCCCUGCAGAAGGUGUCCCUGGCCAGGAACUCCCGCUACUACCUGAGCUGCCCCAUGGAGUCCCGCCACGCCACCUACUCGUGGCGCCAUGAGGAGAACGUGGAACAGAGCUGUGAGCCCGGCCACCAGAGCCCCAACUGCAUUCUGUUCAUCGAGAACCUCACGGCCCGCCAGUACGGCCACUACCGCUGCGAGGCCAAGGAAGGCUCCUACCUCCAAGAGGCUCAGCACUGGGAGCUGCUGCCCGAGGACAGUGCCCUGGCCGAGCACCUGCUGGGCCGUGCCCAUGCCACGGCCAUCUCCCUCUGGCUGGGUGUCCUGCCCACGCUCCUGCUUGGCCUGUUGGUCCACUAGGGCCUCCUGGGUGCGGUCUGCCAUGGGCUUCUGCAGCCCCAGGGGUAUGAGAUGGGUCUCAUGGCAGAGCCUGCCAUGCCAGGAGCUCCUUGCUCACCACUUCUUCCAGAGGGACUGCAAAACACGAUGGGGGACACCCGGCUUAGAGCUGGCCAGCCGCAGGCGGCUGCUGGGCCCCGAUGGGGUGGGGGCAGUGGGCACCGGAGGAUGAAGGCGCUGACUGUGAAGCUGGGGCCUUAGUGACCCAAGACUUUAUCUUUGGAGACUAUUUUUCAAAAAUUCCUCAAACUUGACUAAAUGCAAUGAUGUUCCCAGCCCAAGAGCCCGUGGGCCAGAGAGUGGGGUGUGCAAAGGGGAGCUGGACCUCUCUGGGCCUAGGGGCGGGGCCCUGAGUCCUCUGGACUCUGUGCCCAAAUUGCCCCUCGUCCUCCCACCUGCCAUCACUGGGGUGGGGUGUUCCUGAGGCCCCAGGCGGCCCUGGCCCUCUGCAGCCCUCGCCAGCCCUGGCCCCACCGGGCAGCCGCCUUGCAUGUUUAUUGAAGGAUGUUUGCUUUCCCAACAGGACGGAAAAAGCUCUAUUUUUACGUUAGGCUUAUUUCAUGUAUAGCUACUUCCGACUGCAUCUGUAUGAAAAUACCAAAUCUACAUGCCGGGGUGGGGUGGGCGA